UUGAAAAAUGUCGCUAAAUUUGAAGAACGAUUCUUCAGAUUCGGGAGACGAAAAAUCCGAAAAGCAAACAAACGGCCUUUCAUUUUUCACUGCUGAUGACGACGAAACUUCAUCAGAAUCGGAAACAGAGCAAGAAACAAGUUCAAAGCAUGAACCAGCCGUAAAUGAAACUUCUGUUUCAGUGAAGCAACUACCAUCACCGAGCACUCUUUUUGCAACUGUUGGGAAACCGAAAUUCUUGGAAACACUAUUAGAACAAAAUAACGUUGACUGGAACUCUUUAUCAAAACGUUAUGAGCCGUUAUUUGAAUACUCGAGCGUUUCCUGUCCCGUGGAAACAGUGGAUUUGGAAUCAGAUGAAAGAAACGAAGCUAGUAUAUCAGGUGCACCAAUAAAAUACAAGACUGAAAUUAGCGAGACUAAAAAACAUUUAUUUCUGCAUGGUAAAAGAUCUGCUGAUCUUGCCAAUGUUAUUGACACAUCAUCAAAUUCUACAAGUCAAGUUCAAAAACAAGAUGUUGAUCCUAGUGGAAAGAAACAAAAGAUAUCAUAACAAUUUUGGAACAGUUACAAUUUCUUGCUUGUAAAUAAUGUUUAUAAAAUUGUAAUUAAACAAAUAGCUAAAUCUUGGUUUUCAACAAACCGGAGGCUCUUAACAACAAACACUAAAAAGCAAAAUGGUCCCAAAACAUAAACAGUAAAACAUACUUCUUUGAAAGCAAGCUGAUCAGUACAUUACCAAUUACUAGAUUAAAAAAAAUUAAUUUCUAAAGUGCAAUCGACUUAACAGAAUCCAAGGAUGCUAGAAAAGGGGGAUACAGGGGCAUUCACCCCCCUUGCCUCCUGAUUUACACUUAUUCUUACUAAUUUUCACCCCAGAAGUGCCCCUUAAGUCUCUUUUUCACCCCCCUAACAAUGUGAUCCUCCAGCAUCCCUGACAAAAUUACUCACUCAACAAAGUAUGAAAGUAA
Dendronephthya gigantea is the source of this 971-nucleotide messenger RNA. RefSeq lists its product as uncharacterized. The transcript is spliced from 2 exons. NCBI's taxonomy places the organism in Eukaryota, Metazoa, Cnidaria, Anthozoa, Malacalcyonacea, Nephtheidae. The record is from RefSeq and is a predicted model, not a curated record. Bases 8 to 553 code for a protein of 181 amino acids.